Messenger RNA from Leptopilina boulardi, 5342 nucleotides. RefSeq names its product ataxin-2 homolog. Gene Ontology annotation, cellular component: cytoplasmic stress granule. Bases 605 to 3184 code for a protein of 859 amino acids. The record is from RefSeq and is a predicted model, not a curated record. Lineage: Eukaryota; Metazoa; Arthropoda; Insecta; Hymenoptera; Figitidae. Gene Ontology annotation, biological process: cytoplasmic stress granule assembly. The transcript has 10 exons. Gene Ontology annotation, molecular function: RNA binding.
UGGCGAACUUCAACAGUCACCGGGAUCGGUCCGAACGGUCGACUUGCUGAUAUUUUAUAGUUCGCCACAUGUUGAUUAAUUAAAUAUAUCUAUAUUAUUGCGACGAGUGUCAAAAAUCGGGGGUGAUAAUAUUCGUUCCAAGGAUUCCGUCGAAACACGGAAUUCUCGUUGGGGCGAAUUCGCGUUGGCUCAAACGAAAAAUCGAGUUACGUCACGCACAUCAGUAGCAGCAGCACGAAGCACAGCAUUCGUGUUCGAGUUGAUUUCAACGGUGCGUCCCCUCGUACUCAAGUUUUCUGUUUUUCACAAAAGUGACAUUAAUCAGAGGCACGCACGCGCUUAUUUCGUUGAUCGUCAUUUCGAAUUUAUUGGAUUCGUGAUUUUGGAUAUAACCUAAAAAGACGGAAAGCGGAUGUCUUGAAAGCAAAGACGAGGUGACUGCGCGCUGCCUCUUGUCAACCACUUUGACGAGAAGGGGGUACAACUUUACGGUAUAACCGGGAAAUUUGCCAAAAUUCCGGUCCCCACUAGGAAACGAGAAGGCCCCCAACAAACCGGCGGCAGGAAUCCAUCUACUGAAGAGGAUACAUCGUCCGCUGGCAGGAUGAAUAGCAAAAGAAAGAAUCGUUCAAACACUACCACUAGAUCCCCGCGGGCCAGGGAAAGGAGUGUAGCAGCUGAGGGUGUUUAUAAUAAUGCACAUUUUAUGCAUGCAAUCACAAGUCAUGUUGGAAACGUUGUGCAGAUACAAACACAAAAUGGUUCAAUAUAUGAGGGAAUAUUUAGAACUUUUUCCAGUCAGUUCGAUGUUGUUUUGGAAAUGGCUCAUCGAGUUGAUACAGAUGGAAAAAUUAGUGUGGAAAGUGUUGUAGAAAAAUUGAUUUUUAAACCCCAGGAUAUUAUAACAAUGACUGCUAAGGAUGUAGAUUUGGAUUAUGCUAUAAAAGAUACAUUCCAAACUGAUACAGCUAUUAGUAAAUUUAAUGGUCUAAUACGUCAAAGAGAAUUGCAGCCCUGGGAGGCUCCAACUACUGUAAAUGGUGAUGACUUUGUAUUGGAAGGGGGUUCUAAUGGAUGGGAUGUUAACGAGAUGUUUCGUACGAAUGAACAAAUAUACGGAGUUCAAUCUACUUUCGAACCCUCCUUGGCUGGAUAUACGUUGCAACUUCAGCGAAAGGAUACAAAGGAUUACAAGGAUCAGGAACAAAGAGCGGCAGAUAUAGCACACGAGAUUGAAUCACAGCCAAAUUAUAAAGCUCGUUUAGAUCUUGAGAAUGGCGAUGAAGAAGAAAGAUUCGCAGCAGUGUUAAGGCCGAAUGAAGGUAAAUAUGUGCCGCCAGCAAAAAGGAAACAUAUAAAUACUGGAAAACUAGUGCGAUCAACUCCGCCACCAGUUUCUCCUGGACCAACAACAAAUAAAAAUACUUUCAGUCAGCCACCUCCAUCAAAUUCACCAUCUUCAAAUCCACCAUCAUCAAACGUGAAUAUUUCACAGCCGACAAACAUUCCAGUGGGCAUAACUGCGCAUCCAUCAUCACAAACACAUUCAAUCCCCAUAAAUACAGGGAUGCCAAGUGGUGUAAUUGUUAAUUAUCCUCCACCUUUUGUGCCAACGCCUACAACUCAACCACCACCAAGUGCAGGAAUUUCUGUUGUACCAUCAGCGCAAUCUCAAUCACAAACUACAUCUUCGAUUCCGCAAAUUGCUUUCUCUCAGCAGCAGCAACAACAAUCAUCACAAUCAUCGCAGAAUAAUGUCAAUACUGAAAAACGCGAACGACCCGGUCGACAGCUACAUCAAGCUGAUAAAGCACCACCAGCACCAUUUCCCCAAGCAAAUAUUGCUUCACAUCAACAACAAAUGCAACACGCAUCUCAUCCUCCAAUUCAACAACAGAAUUCCAUUGAAGCACAGAGAUGUGAAAUUAUUCCUCCCAAGACGGAGCAUAGAAAGAUUACAACACCAAGAGGAAGAGAUGAACAUCACGCGGAUUUGGCACAAUUUUCACGUGACUUUAAACUUAGUGAAACGCCAGCUCAAGAGACACCGCCUAUUACGAGAAAACAUCAACAAUCACAGCAUCAAGAGACACAUUCCACACCGGUACAACAACCUGCUCAUCAUCAAUCAACUCAUCAACAUCAAACUUCUCCCCAAGCUCAAACACAAACUCCACAAGCCACACAUCAAUCACAUCAAUCACAUACACCACAUCAACAAUCUGUGUCCGAGAAGCCAUUAGUCACCUGUAAACCACCCCCGCUUCCAAUUCCCGUUCAGACUAAUUCUCCUCCUCAACAACAACAACAACAACAGCAGCAACUACAACAACAACAACAACAACCACCACCACAGACAACUCCAUCGAUUCCAGUUUCGGAACCGGCUGUCGAUAAAAUAACAACUGCUUUUAAGAAAUCUACAUUGAAUCCAAAUGCUAAAGAAUUCAAUCCGAAUGCUAAACCGUUCACACCGCGAUCUCCGAGUACACCAACACCAAGCAGACCUCACACUCCUCAAACACCACAAUAUAGUGGCGCUGCAAUGUCUGCUACUGUUGUAAUGCCAGCGUAUGUAAUGACAAGUCAACCACCCACUGCUUUCACACAACCCCCAACCCAACCUGUUACAAGGUUCCGGAAGGGUCAGUAUCUAGUACCCAUGAUGCCACAUCGCGCGCCAGACAUUGCAUCACAAAUGCAAGUGGCAGCGGCAACUGGACAACCAUUACUUGCUCCAGCGCCUCUGCAUCCACCAUUCCAGGUGCCUUAUCCAAGUCAACAAACUUAUCAACAAAUGGUGCGCAUGGUACAAGCGCCACCACCACCGCCGCACAUGGGAACGCCUUAUCAUCAUCAUCAUCAUGAAUCACCAGGUCCCCAAGCACCAGGACUUCAGUAUAUGGGACCACAUGGUCAUCCACAUCAUGUUGCACAGCAACCACCUAGCCAAACACCAUCACCAGCUAAUCCCAAUCAAUCACAUACUCCAGGAGCCUAUAAUCCUCCAGGUACACCACAACCAUCAUAUCCUCAACCACCACCACAAGGUCACGCAGCAACCUAUCCCAUAAUGUGUCCAAUUAUUCCUCAACAUUUACCUCUACCUCCUCAACAUAUGCAAUACCUUCCACCCCAACCACCUGGACAAACUAUACCAGUUAUUCUCCCUCAUAAUCAAUAGCUGCUUCGAACAAUCAAUAGAGAAUGAGAGGGUUUAUAUAGUAUUCAGCAAAGAUAUAUAGGAAAAAGAAUUUAAAUUUUUAAUAUUAAAAGUCAACUCACUAUUGAUAUUCGCUGUUGUUUCAUCAACUCGAGUUUAAUUCGGCUCUUUUUCCUAUUUACUGCCAUAAAAACACUUCUCUGGCCUAGUUCAAGGCGAUUGUUGCCUGGAAACAUUUUCCAAGCUCAUUAUUCAAAAUAGAGAAGCUAACAGAAAUGAAUAUUAUUAAUCAAAAAAAAAAAAAGAAAUUAAAUAAAAAAAAGCCGAAACUCUAAUAACAAAACAGCGCGCGAGACCUAUAUUGAAAACGAUUUUCAAGUUGACUUUUAUAUCGAACUGGGUUACGUCAAUAUUACAACGCAAGAAUUUCAAAAAAAUGAAAACGCGUCAAGUGUAACUGAAAGUAUCCCAUCACUUUGCGACAAUUUUAUUUCACCCUCCAACUCUUGACUACAUACGUUCUAUACCAAAGCAAAAAAAAAAAAAAAAAAAAUACAAACAAACGAGACAAUUUACAAGAAAUUACGAAAAAGGAAGUCGAUGUUUUUUUUCUUAAACUGGCUUUAAGAAUUGCACACGUCUAUUCUUUUUUUUUUUUUUUUUUGAGUGUUAUCCCCCAUUUAACGAGAUAAAAAAAAACUCGUUUUAAUCAAUAAGUUUAAAUUCGCCUAUUCACGAGUUUAAUCUUUCUUGAGUUUCAACUCGUAUUUUUGUGGGUUAAAACUCGUUAAACUUUCAACACGACUGAACGGAAAUAAAGAAAAAAAAAAAAUUAGGUUCCAAAAUAAAAAAAAACAUUUUCAGCAGAAUUAACUAUCGCACCCUUUCUCUCUCUUCAUGGAUAUUAUUUCUUUUUAUAGUGAAUUUUUGAAAGAAGAAGUUUUGCGAUUAUUUUCAAUCACGCGUGAUCUGCUGAAUAAUAAUGAUUGUGUAGAAAGAAAAAGAGGAUAAAAUUGUUGAGAUGAGAAAAAAAAAAAAGAAAUGUUAAGAUCGCUAAUCGAAAUCCAUUCUCAUCGAAAUAUUAGAAAAGGUAAAAAAAGUGCGUAACACAGGGUGUUUAAAAAAGAUCGCAAGCUCUGUGAAUUGUUGAUAUUGAGUUUUGUUAUGGUUCUUGUAAAAAAGAAUUAGGAAAGCAAAUGGCUCACAUGGUUUCUCAAAUUCUUACACAUAAAUAUGGGAUUCCUGCAUUUUUCUCUUUAAAAAAAAAAAAAAAAAAACAAAAAACAAAAAAAAAAUAUCGAACGAUAUCGCGAAAUCAAUAACACGUGUUCCCUAUAUUAAAAAAAGGUACAGUAAAAAAAAAAUUUAAUAGAAAUGCUUUUAAAAAGUAGAUAAUUGCAAAAUUGACAAUUUUUUUAAAACAAAAAUAAUUCAAAUUCAAUAGUCCCAAUUUCACAGAUAAUUUCUUUAAAAAAAUAUGUACAUUAAGUUUUAAAUAAAAUUUAAAUUAAUAUAUCUUAUUAUUCAAAUGAAAUGACAAAAUGCUUUUCAAGUUAAAUUACUUAUUCAUUUUAGACAUCGUUUUUCCAUUAGAAAACAAAAAAUAAUCUAUACCAAUUUUUUUUUAUUUAAAAAUUUUUGUGUAAAGAAAAAUAAGCAUGAUUUUAUCCACAAACAAUAAAACUAAAAGAAAUGAUUAAAAAUUAAUUAAAAAAAAAAAAAUCCGUAAAUAAUUGUUAAAAUUUUCUGUAAUUUAAGACAAAAAUUUGUAAAUAACAAAACCUUGUAUUCAGUUGAUCCUUCAAAAUGUGUUUGUUAGAAAUGAAAAAAAAAAUGCAUCUUAAUUAUUGUCACGGAAAAAAUGAAAGGUCUGCUUCCACACGUUAAACUAUCUUUUAGGUACUACGACAUUGCGUUCUAUUUUUUAAAGGUGCUAAAUUUGCACUAGGUAACUUAAAAUCUGUACCUAAGGAAAGAAUCGCAUAUCGUCAGAUAUCGUUGAAAAAAAAAAAUUAUCUUUUACGGCCUUAGACCUAGUCGUGUACAUAAGAUGGGAAGGUAGGGAACGAUCCUCAUUUGGAAGGUUCACUGCGUGGUAUCGUUAGACACAAAUUUUAUAUCGAAGAGAUUUAAACUUGAAAAAAAACAUCAAAAUAAAGUAAAAACUUUAAAAGCCAAA